AUGAGUGUGGCCGAACGCUUACGUUCAUUUAGGUACGUCACUAGUACACGUGAGAUUCCAUGGACACAUUUACGCAGCAUUGAUGUUCCAUCAAAUCGCGUGAAUGAACCAGAUUUGCACUUAAUGAAAAAUGUAAUUUCUCUUGUCUCAGACUGUAACCUUGCUACUGCUACUGCCCCAACUACUAGUUCAGCAGAUGUAUACCAACUUUUAAGUGUAUUGCAGCUUGCCCUUCAAUUCACUCUAUGGUCACAAUCUAUACUUAAAGAGCAGUUGGUGGAAAAACAAAACAGUAUCACGGUAAAGCAGGUUAACUCACAGCUUUUAGAUACUUUGGAAGCAAAGUUAGAAGCGUCCCGUCGUGAGGCCGUUAAGCUUCGAGAAGAGCGUGAUACUUUUGAGGUAACAUGUCGAACUCUCGAGCAUCGCCUCACACAAUGUGAAACGACGAUUCGUUGCCUUGAAAAGAAUCUUGUGUUUGAGCAAAAACGGCUCCAGGAAUCUCUGAAAUAUAUUUCCACACAAGAGAUGAAACAUCAAGAGCAACAAAGGCAAGAAGGGCAACAGAAGAAUGUGGAGAAGCUGAAUCCCCCACUACAGAAUCUACCUCAUACCCGAGGAGAGUGUCUGCCAGAUGAGGGAUAUGGUGAUCAUUCACAUUCUCUACACGCAAAACACCACAAAAGACACUCGCGUCAAUGUUGUUUGUUGAAUAGUGACACUUCUGAUUCUACGUCGUUUUCCUCACAUGUUGCUGAGGUUCCACCACGGCGAGGUAAGAAUCACCGUCGUGAAGAUUUGUCAGCUCUGUUGAGACACCUCCGACAAGAAGAGAAGGGAGCGGAACAAGUACAACGACAAGAACAAGAGCAACCAUUACAACAACAAAAGGAGCAAUCAUCUCCACCUUAUGGUGAUAGUUCCAUAACGUUGGUGGGAGAAAAGAUAGAAGAUGAUGUUAUAAAUACAUUUCGCCGAGAGAUGGAGGAAUUACAGUCGCGUACAACAGCAACGUGUGAUGCGAUGCGUGAAACCCUUGAAAAUGCGGUUACAAACAAUCUGCAACGUACUGAGGCUAUGAUUCGGCGUGUGGAGGAAUCUGUUGAGAAUCUUAAAGCAUCUCUGGUAAAGGAGCAGGCAGGGGAAUUGCAGAGUGUUAAGAGUUUUCUUACGCAGUGGCAAACGGAUACUCGGGCAGCACUAGAAGCGUCUGUGGUAACUAUGAUAAAUCAGAUAAAGACAGAGUAUGCGCAAGAAAAAGAAAGAGAACAAGAAAAACAAAACCAACAACAACAGCAACAACAAUCAUUAAUACCAUCUUUCUCUACAAUUCCUCCAGUCCUGACUAUUUCUCAGGAUGUUAUCAAAGAAUCAACGUGUCAACACUGCCGUCAGCGUAUUCCUGUAAAACAACUUGACGCACAUGAGGAGGAAUGUGAACUACGUCUUGUGAAGUGUCCACAAUGUGGAAAUUCUGUUGUUGCACGUCUCCUCUCUAAGCACAAAUGCUCUGGUGGGACAACUAGUGAGACUGGAACUCCUGAGAGUGCAACACUCUUACGAGCUUCGUCACUAAUGCUACAGGAAACACAAAGAGAAUUACAGCAACUGCUGGAAGAAAAUAGUGAAGAGGCCUCAUCAUAUGAAACUCCAGUUUAG
Molecule: messenger RNA, 1659 nt
Organism: Trypanosoma theileri
Lineage: Eukaryota; Euglenozoa; Kinetoplastea; Trypanosomatida; Trypanosomatidae
Exons: 1
Coding region: 1-1659 (552 amino acids)
Source: RefSeq, a predicted model, not a curated record